AUGGAUAAUAGAAAUGAUAAAUUACAAAUUAAACAAGGUACAUUUUUAAAUGGUUUAAAAUCUAUUAAAUUUAGAACUGGAUUUUCAAUUGAACUCGAUUGUAAUUGUUUACCAGAAUCGUUGACACAAUUAGAAUUUAAUAAUGUUAUUUUUAGUUCACCAUUCACUGAAUUCACACUUCAUGAGAAUAUUACAAGUUUAACAUUCACAGGUAGAGAUUUUAAACAAACAAUAGAAUCAACAUGGUUACCUAAAUCAAUUAAAUCUUUAGAUUUAGAAUAUUGCACAUCAUUUCAACAACCAAUUUUAAUUAAACAUAAAUUACCAAUAUCUUUAAUAACUUUAAAAUUAAAUAAAAAUUAUUUUGGUAAAAUUGAACCAAAAUCAAUUCCAAAAUCAGUGACAACUUUAAAAUUUAAUAUUAAUUCUAAUAAUAAUUUAUUAAAUAUACCAAGAUCAACUACAACAUUAAUAUUUGAAAAUGAAUUUAAUAAUAUUUUAAAUGAUGGUGAUAUACCAGAGAAUGUAUCAACAAUUAGAUUUGGUAAUAAUUUUAAUCAAAUUAUAAAUGAAAAUUCACUUCCAAUGUCAUUAACUAAAUUAUCAUUUGGUGUAAAUUUCAAUCAAGCUAUUCAAGAAAAUAGUUUACCUAGUAAUCUUUUAAAAUUAAAAUUUGAACAAGAUUUUAAUCAACCUUUAUUAAAUAAUUUGAUAUUUAAAAAUCAAUUAAAUAAUUUAAAAUCUUUAAAAUUUGGUUGGUAUUAUAAUCAAUUAAUUAAUAUACCUAAUAGUGGUGGUGGUGAUGGUGGUGGUAGUAGUGAAUUUAAUGAAAUAUAUAAAAAAUUAAAAACUUUAAAAUUUGGUAGUGGAUUUAAUCAAAUAAUAAACAAAUCAUCACUACCGAGUACUCUUAAAAAAUUAGAUUUAGGUGGUUAUAAUCAUCCAUUAACUUUAGUUUCUUUUCCAAAUUCAUUAGAAUAUUUAACAAUAUGUUAUAAUUUUAAUAAUCCAAAUGCAAUAGGUCCAUCAAUUUUACCAUCAAAUUUAAAAUCUUUAACAAUUAUUAAUUAUAGUAAUAGAAUAAUUGAUUUAUCACCAAUCAAUUGUUUACCAUCUUCUUUAAAUUAUAUUCAUAUUUAUGGUUUUUUACCAAUUUUUGAUAUUAAUACAAUUCCAAAAAAUUUAAAUGUAAUCUAUUGUGAUAGAUAUGCACGUUAUAUUAAAAAUUUAGAUACUCAUUUCAUUUCAAAAUAUAUAAAAUAUAGAGAUGAUUAA
Messenger RNA from Dictyostelium discoideum AX4, 1275 nucleotides. RefSeq lists its product as hypothetical. The coding region runs from base 1 to 1275 and encodes 424 amino acids. The record is from RefSeq and is a predicted model, not a curated record. The transcript has a single exon. Lineage: Eukaryota; Evosea; Eumycetozoa; Dictyosteliales; Dictyosteliaceae.